UAAAGUGAUCCUUGGUAGAAACUGGUAAUUCAUCUGCUAAAUUGCUUUUCAAGGGCCAUUUUGCAAGAUUAUCCAAUGAUUCUCUAUGGGUAUUGUUGCUAGGAAGCAAGUGAGAAGGUAAUAAGGAUUCAAAUCAGCUUCCCAGUCUCAUCUGUGAUAUUUGAGCUUGCAUGUAAGUGCCCGCUUCAUUCAAGUGCAGCUGGAUAACAAAUGGGUUCAAAAAGGUCAUUGUUGUCAUCAUUACAUGGAGAAAUUUUGGUACAAGCAUCACAAAGUCAUUCGCGCUCAAAGAAGUAUGAGUGGGAAAACUUAAUCCUUCGUCAGAGUGAUCAAGCAACAAUGGAGCAACCUGAUCAUGUUGCAACCCUGCCCUUGCCUCUGCAUAUGCCUGGCAGGGUAGAAGAUUCUAUGGCUGAGCCUAGAGGUUAUGAUUUUCACAGAACUGGAGAGAUUGUGAGCAAUAGAUAUUGUAAGUUUGCUACUUAUGGUGUCAAGAGGUUGGGGCCAUCACAUGGUCAUGGACAUUCCUCUGAGAUUUAUAGCCCUGGAGAUGGGGUAGGUGGCCGUCAUGGUAAAUAUCAUGCUUCCCACAACCAUUCAUCAGAAUCGGCCAGGCACAGCAUUUCACCUGAACCUGGUCCCAUCAGAUCUUACUGGAGAAAGAGAAGCCCUUCCUUCGAUCAUGUUCCUGACAGACGGAUACAUCCAGCAGCAGAUUGUAGGAAGAAUUAUUCUGCUAACCAGGGGAGUAGCAGUCAGAACAGACAGUAUCAUGAUGAUAUAUAUCUAUCAACUAAAUUCCUGGAUGACCAUUUUUCUGAGAUAGAUGCAGCAAGACAUCGGUCUUACUUGCGCAAUUUUCAAUCUUCAAGUAACCAUAUUCCUGUUCACCCCUUGCAUGGUCAAUCAUGUCAAAGGGAUGAAGUAGCAAAAGCUCACCCCAAGGGACCAGUUAAUGGAUUUUGUCCCAUCCACUAUGAGCAACUUGAGCUUUCACCUAAUGAAGAUUUUUAUGAAUGCUUUGAUAACAGUCGAAACCUCAGAAAUGCUUAUAAUGGCAAGGUAGUAAAAAGGAAAAUUACAAAACAAGAUUUCCUUGGAAACACUUACAAUGGUGCUUGUGCUGAUAGAUAUGAUAGAAACAAUAGCAGGAAAAGGAAUGCAGAUCAUUUGGGUGGAAAGAAAACUAGGAAGAAUGAUGCUAAUAAGGACAAAUCUAAAAGGCUCCGUGGCCCCAUCGAGCAGGACCAACAACAACAGGUUGAGUCUGACAAGAUGAGAAAUGAUAGUCGGGAGGGAAAUGUUGAAAUAACCAAGUUAGUGUGUCAAGAUGGAGCAAAAAGGAACUUGAACCCAAAGAAGAAUGCUACAGCUCCUGCUUCUAGUGGCUCAACAAAGUGUGAUGGGGAAAACAUGUUGAGUCCCAAGUGCAGCAAAACUUUUGCUUCAUCACACGCACCAAAUUUGAGUGAAGGAAGUAAAGACAUGGAUCUAGGAUCUGACAACGAUGUUGAUGGUUGCACUGAAAGACGUAUAGUGCAUCAUAUUCCAGUCACCCAUCCAGAGAGGAAUAUACAACUGAAAAUAUCAGAUAAUGUUUCUCAGUCUGAGGCACUUCGCCAAGAUUGUUUAAUCCUGUGGAGAAAAAGACAAUUAAGAAAGAAUAGUGCUGCUAAGGCUGGUAACAUCGUGAAAGCUGACCAACAACAGGCUGCACAAAGAAGCAAGAUGUCAACUGGAAGAAGAGUGAGGAGUGGAGGACCUGCUGCAUCUUCUAGCUCAGAAAGUGAUAAUAAAGAUGACACUGCUUCAGAGUGUUCUGACCAAUUUAGUAGUGCAAAAUCAUCUGAUGAACUACAAAAGUGUGGUGAAGGAAGAGCUAACAAAAAGUUGGAGCAGACCAUCAAAUCCCCCAGUAACAGUAAAUGCAACAAAAGGCCUCAAAACACAGCAGCUGAGAAAGGACUGAAGUAUAGUCUCAAGCCUCUGCCAGAAGCAAAUCCUCUUGAAAUUGCACAACCUAAAGGAAAGGAAAAACUUGUUGACAGGAGGCAGGUAUCAACUGAUCAUCCAGAUGCCAAGGUGCAUAGUAGUUUGAAUGGUUGUUCUGACACUUGUAAGAUGGAUCAAGCAGCUGUUUCACAUUGUGAUAAUAGUGCACAUCAGGAUAUUUCUCAACAGGAGACAAACACUGCUGAUUCGGAUGCAGGAAGGGAAGAGAAACCAGGUGGAAAAUGUGAAAAGAAAGCAGGAGGCCAUGGUGCCAAACUGGCUGAACAAUCUACUGGUUUGUAUGCUGACCCAAUAUUGCUGGACAAAGAGACUGUUGCUAGUUGCUCUAUGUAUGGCAUUUCGAAGGUAAAUGCACUAAAGACUCCAGAUCAUGAGAUUGGAAGUACUUCCUUCCAUGGGUCAAUGCUGCCUAGAGGAACUGCAAACAUGUGCCAAAAGAAGUCCAUCAAUUGGUCUAGUGAAAGUUACUGCAUAGAUUUGGAAAAUUGUUUAGAUGGAAAUGAUUGUAGAGACAACCAACAGGAAACCACGUAUGAUAAUGUCUUGAGGAAGAAGCAAGAAUGUUCCCUGCUGGCAGAGACUGAAGAUGAGCUGAAUGUGAAAACUAGAAAGGAGGAUUGUCAGCCUCAAGCCCGUAGGGUUGAGAUCACAUCAAAUCAACGGAUAACAACAGAGGAUCGUGCUUCUGAUACAAUACAUUCUGGCAUUACUAAACAAGAUGACCGGAUCCUACGUCCUUCAAUACCAGACUUGAAUUGCUCGCCUAGUAUGAUCAGCGAUGAAGAUUUUAUGGCACCACCUGAGGAACCGGUUUGCCAGGUAAGUGCAGACAGUCUCAAACCCCAGAGCAUCUCUAUGAGUCUUUCAGCUUCAUUAACUGGACCCACUUCAAAGGGAGAACAGAUUAAGCAAGUAGGGGAAAAACAGUGUAAUCAAGCUGAGGCAACAAACCAAAUCACCAGAGAAGCUUGCAAAGACGGUACCUCUGAUGCAGCAACUCAGUUGCAGAUCUCCGAGUCAAAUACUGGGCCUCCGCAACUAAGUGCAGUCGAAGAAAGUAGCACCUCAAUGAAUGAACUCAAGUUUGCCUUGUGCGAAUUUGUCAAAGGCUUUGUAAAACCUCUGUGGGAAAACGGGCUGCUAUCUCGUGAAGUCCACAAGAUUAUAGUGAAGAAGGCUGUGGAUAAAGUGGCAGCCGUCUGGGUCCACUCGGCAGAGAUAGACAUCCCAAGAAUUUUGUCCGAUGAAGCUGAAAAUAUAAGGACCCUUGUCAAGGGCUACCUACAGAUGUAUGUGGGAAGGGAGGUCCUUAAGAAAAGUAUCCCCAAAAGUUCUCGAGCAAAGUGAAACACGAUGUAGGUGCCUUUGGUUCCUAGUUUCUGCAUUUCCGUAGGUUUUUUUUUUCUGCAGGUAGUUCUGCACAGGUAGGAUGUGAAGUUUUACAAGGCGGUGGAUAUUAACAGAUUGAACGCUGACAAAGUUUGACCAUCUUGGAACCCUGUUUAGUUGGUCGUGAUGUGCGCCUGUUUAAUUUAAGUGCAUCAUCAUCGACUGAGGUUCGCCUGGCUGAUUUGUGCUGAAUGACUCGCAAGCAGAUAAAGAACAAGCUAACAAUAACUUUGUGUGUGUACUAUCUGUUUACUCGGCUUUCGGCCGGUGAUUGCAUCACUUUUUCCUCUGCAAUCAUGAAAGUGUCACUCUGGUUGUGAAAUGAUGCGCAGGGCGCAGCCGAAAAGGCGAAGUUGGGUGUGGUGGUGAAAUGGUGCGCGUCUCAUCUAAUUUGAUCUGAUUUGAUUCAUUUCAUGGGCUCUGGUGGUGCCUGGUGCGUGAUGCUUUUGGAGCAAAUGUUGCUUCCAGCAGACCAGCACAGGUUUCGUGGAGGCUGUCAGGCAACUUCUGGGGGACACUUUUUUUUAAUCGUGUUUUUACUUUUCUUCCCCUGUAUCAAUUGUUCAUUCAGACAAACUUUUACAGACACAUUUUGAGCAAAUGUCUGCUUUAAACA
Sorghum bicolor (sorghum) is the source of this 4018-nucleotide messenger RNA. RefSeq lists its product as uncharacterized. The record is from RefSeq and is a predicted model, not a curated record. Lineage: Eukaryota; Viridiplantae; Streptophyta; Magnoliopsida; Poales; Poaceae. The coding region runs from base 211 to 3360 and encodes 1049 amino acids. The transcript has 5 exons.